UGUCUUGUUAGCACACUUGUCCUCCUCGCAUCUUUGGACAGCUUUUCAGAAGUUUUUACAGCAUAAGCUCUCAAUAGGGCAAUGACAGUCUCUUCUCAAGCGUCCAACGGUAUGGGCGUUGCGCAUGAACCGACAUUUCACGAGAUCCAUGGCUCUACCUACUUGGAGAGGGACUCGCAUGGUCUUGCACGCCUCGGAAAGUCACAGGUGCUCAAGCGUCGAUUUGGGUUUCUUUCCAUUUUUGGAUUCAGCUGUUGUAUUCUCGCCACGUGGGAGACCGCAUUAGCGCUCUUCCAAGAGGCGUUCGUCAAUGGUGGCCCAGCCGCUUUGGCAUGGGGUUUCCCCAUUGCCUGGAUGUGUUCAUUAUCUGUUUACCUGUGCUUGUCAGAGAUGGCGUCCAUCGCGCCCAUCUCCGGCGGACAAUACUUCUGGGUUGCGAUUCUGGCACCCCGAAAGUACAAACGCUUUUGUGGCUACCUGACAGGGUGGUUCACUUCUCUUGCGUGGAUCGCCACCCUCGCUGUGGGCAGCAUUUUCACGGGCACAAUGAUCCAGGGGCUCAUCAUCUUGAACUACCCAGACUAUGAACCUAAGAACUAUCACGGCGCAUUUCUCGCUUGGGCCGUGAUUGCUGUGUCCAUCUUUGUCAACACUGUAAUCGCCGGGCUCUUGCCCAUCCUCGAAGGAGUUAUCCUUUUGAUACAUGUUCUGGGGUUCAUUGCGAUACUCAUUACAUUGGUGUACCUAUCGCCGCAUGGCUCAGCACAGGAUGUGUUUUUCCGUCCUCUGAAUGAAGGCAAUUGGCCGACCCAAGGUCUGUCAUAUUGCGUUGGUUUCAUAGGCAACGUGGCAACCUUCGUCGGAGCCGACGCAGCUGUUCAUAUGGCAGAAGAGAUAGAAAAUCCGGCAAUGAACGUACCUCGAGCUAUUUUCACCACGGUCAUGCUGAAUGGUAGUACGGGAUGGGCCAUGGUGCUUGCUGUACUCUUUUGUCUCGGCGAUAUUGAGUCCGUCAUUAAUUCAGCCACUGGUUUUCCCUUCAUACAAGUCUUUUACAAUGGGACGGGCAAAGCCGGGGCUACAGUUAUGACGAUAGUCAUUAUCGUCAUAAUUUGGUGUGCCGUUAUCGGGUUUGCUGCCACGGCAAGUCGAAUGACCUGGUCCUUUGCAAGAGAUCGCGGCCUACCAUUCCACCAAUAUAUCCGAAAGGUCCACGAGCGUACUCGAGUUCCGAUAGUAGCGGUCGUCGUAGUAAAUCUUAUCCCCUGUCUGCUACAUCUGAUCUAUAUCGGCUCAUCGACUGCGUACAAUGAUGUCAUUUCGAUGUCCGUGUCUGGCCUCUACGCGUCCUACCUUAUCCCGUGCAGCUUUCUCCUCUGGCGCCGCACCACCGGACAAAUCAAGCCGCAUCGGUCGAGCGAAGACAGCGGCGCGAAUGUACCCAUCGGCCGAGAUAGAGAUCGCAAUAUGCUCAGCCCGCUGAGCCUCGAAAACAACGGCGACUCCGAUAUAUUACUCGAAGAGCCAGUAUUGGAAUGGGGCCCUUGGCGCAUACCUGGGCUGCUAGGUAUAGUGAAUAACACCUUCGCCUGCGUUUUCUGCGUGUGGGUGCUGUUCUGGGACUUCUGGCCGCCAGCCACACCCGUGGAUGCUGAGAAUAUGAAUUACAGCGUUCUGGUGACAGGCUCGGUCAUCAUAUUUGCGGUAGUGCGCUACUUCCUAGGAGGUAAAGUGGCAUAUAAAGGCCCGUUGGUAGACUAUGAAGUAAAGGGCUUUACCGCCCAUCGCAGCUAGUGGGCCUCGCGAGGAUCUCUAUAGAUAGACUCCCCUACGAAUCCCAAUCUAACUAAAAACCUUAACAGCCAUCCUGUCUCUCAAGACCCCUAGAAGACUGUUUGAAUCCUCGCUUAAGUGAUGGAAGAUGAGAUGAUGGUCUCAUAAUUG
This is a messenger RNA of Annulohypoxylon truncatum, 1944 nucleotides long. RefSeq names its product putative choline transport protein. Gene Ontology annotation, molecular function: transmembrane transporter activity. The transcript is spliced from 10 exons. Gene Ontology annotation, biological process: transmembrane transport. The record is from RefSeq and is a predicted model, not a curated record. Bases 82 to 1794 code for a protein of 570 amino acids. NCBI's taxonomy places the organism in Eukaryota, Fungi, Ascomycota, Sordariomycetes, Xylariales, Hypoxylaceae. Gene Ontology annotation, cellular component: membrane.